Molecule: messenger RNA, 2247 nt
Organism: Labrus bergylta (ballan wrasse)
Lineage: Eukaryota; Metazoa; Chordata; Actinopteri; Labriformes; Labridae
Gene: csf3b
Product: colony stimulating factor 3 (granulocyte) b
Biological process (GO): positive regulation of myeloid cell differentiation
Molecular function (GO): cytokine activity
Source: RefSeq, a predicted model, not a curated record
CCCGCUGCACUUUUCCGAGAGUCUGAUUCAUACGGACCUCUCUGCUCAUCGCUUACGGUUGUGACGUAUCUCACGGUCAUGACGUAAAAAGUUUUCGCAAGCUUCCUCACUUGGGACUUUAGGGAUGACGGAUGUCGUUGAUGGAAAACCCCUCAAGACGGAGAGAAGAUAAAAAGAGCAAACCGCUGCAAAUGGAACCUGAAACAGAAAUUACCGAGUUCACCGGCGGACAGAUACCCACAUCGAGACACCGACAGCCGCCCUGACAGACAUGAACACCUUCAUAGUUAUUGCCAUUCUGCAACACUUCCUGUUUGCAGUUUUGGUUCAAUCAGCUCCUAUCAGUUCGCCGUCUGACCUGCCGCCAGCAUUCAGAGAAGCAGCCGAGCGAGCGAAAACACUGGUGGACAAAAUACUCAGUGACAUCCCCACCGUGCACACAACUACUGUUAACGCUGAGGGUUUGACGCUUGACCCCUCCACCCAGAUAGCAAACCUGCAGAUGAUGAUGACAACACUGGGCAUCCCCGUCGCACCCGUCCUCAAACCGCUGUCUGAGCGGUUCACACUGGAGAUCUGUGUAAACCGCAUGUCAGCGGGCACCAAACUGUACCAGGGGCUCCUGGGAGUUUUGUCUAACAAACUGAGUGGACUGAGCGACCUGAAAGCCGACCUCAGAGACCUGCUGACACACAUCAACAAGAUGAAGGAGGUGGCUCAGCUUGGCAGCAGUGGCGCGGAUGAUCAGGACCACAGUCCAGACCUGGCCUUUAGUCCCCAUGGUGACUAUGAUGUCCAGGUGGCAGUCCACCUUACACUGACACAACUUCGUUCCUUCUGUCAUGAUCUGAUCCGAAGCCUGAGAGCUGUUGCCUCUUAUAGGCCACGAGCAACAGGAGCACGCUAAGCCCAACCUGAGCGGACCCCAAUAUGUUUUCAAGGAUACUGGGAAAAAGUCUGAUGAGUUGGAUAGAGAGACCUCCGAUAUGUCUUCCUGCAGUGCCUCAUGAGAAAUCUUUAUUUCUUAUCAAUCAGGGAAUGACGGUCAAAGACAAUCACUGGAUUCUUCUCUUUGAGCUACCAUAUACCAUCUGAUGUAAACAAACUUAAGACUGCUGCAGCAUUCUGUUCUCAAAGCUGACAGACGUCACCACUUCUUCUUCUGACGAACUCAGCAAUUCAGAUAUUUAUUAUUUCAUUCUCCCCAAGUGAACCAUCUUUCCAAAGGAAAAGAUUCUGCUGCUUCAUUUUCAAAUCUGUUUAUUUAUUUAUUUAUACAUUUUGAAGUGUUUCUCAGGGUCUCACUACUUGGUCAGACGGGAUGCAGUAAUGCAGAACUAUCCAGAACAACUUUGCGUUUCCAGCUUGUCUGUCAUCUAAAGGAUCAGAGCUCUGCCUCAUCUGGCCAAAAAAACAAUGAGCAGGAAUGUGAACGAGUUUAAAAACCUUCCACUACUGCAGAGACGAUUUUGACAGAUCAGAGAUGUGCAGGUCUAAACCUGCUCAGCUCCUGAAACCUGCAGCUCUUUCUGACUCUUGUUUUCUUUUUUGUCUGCAGCAUUUUUGGAAGUUAUGAAGAUGCAUGUCAAUACAGAAAGAAAAGAGAUUCCAUCUGAAGUUUUAAAGCAAAACAGUGACGCAAGCAGAAAGUCAAACUUAUAUUUUUCACGUUUAUUUCAACCAUAGAAUUCUAAAACAUUCAGCAUUACACAAACAAAAAUAAUUUUAACUAGAGAAAUCUGUCAACAACACAAUUGUUAAAUGUUUCACACAUUGAGAUUUAAAGGAUUUAGUGUCCAGAUGAAAACAGGUUAUUGAUAUAUUUUUUGAACUGAUAUUUAUUUAUUAUUUAUGCUUGAAUAUUUAUUGAUGACUGUUUUUUUAUUGUGUGAAUGUUGUUUUUAUAAAGUGUGGUUGUUAUGUAACAUGAGGGGAGGUCGGGGGAACACUGACGUGACCAAAGAGAGGUUUAAAACAAACAAAGGAGAGAGGGAGAAUUUGAGUCACUACUGGAGUGAAACGUUUCUUAGGUUGAGGAACAAUUGAGAUGAUGUCAGAGAAGACUCAGUCAUGAAUGCAUUUUUAAACAUUAAGUUAUUUAUUUAUAUUUAUUUCAAGGGUGAAACUGAAUGUGUGUUGAAGACUCCAAAUGAACCAAUUAAUUUAUUUUUAUUUAUGAAGAAACACAUUUUUCUGUGUGGUAUGCUUUGUUGAUGUUGAAUUUUACAUCAUAAGUGCUAACAGCAA